GUGCACACAGGCAUAUACAUGUUCAUGAUUGUGUUUAAUGACAAACCAUGAGAGGAAUUCUUCAGUGAGCAGAUAUGUACAAUGUACUACGAGAUAGCUAUGUCUAGUGCUUGGGAGAAGUAAGGUUGAGUCCUGAAUCUUAAUCAACAACAAGAGGCAGAAUGAACAGGGAUGCAAGUAAAGUGAAAGAGGUAUGGAACAAAAUCCAAAAUGGAGUCAACUCUACACCUACCAUGGUGUUUUCUGUGAUUGGUGACUCAGACAGUUUUGUCCCAAAACCUUGGCCAAAAACGGUGUUCCAGACGGCGCUGAUAGAGGCAGCAAAGAGUGGCGGAGAAACCUGGAUUUUGUACCGCGGCAAUGAGAAAGGAGUUUCAAGAUGCGUCAGGGAGGCCUACCAGAGUUAUGGAGACAUGGAAUUCGGGAAUAAAAACACAGGAGACGGAAUUGGUGUCAAUGAUACAAACAGGCAUAUCAAACUCAUCAGCAUAGCUAGAAAAGGGGCCUUCCGAACAGAAUAUUUAACCGAUCCUCACUUCGAGACCAAUGGUGAAGAUGAUGACAGUUUUCUUUUGGAGUUUGAAAAAUAUGUCUCCGAGCAAGACGUAUCAUUCUUCAGCCAGAAAAUGGACAUCAAAAUGCCUGUACCGAUAGCAGUAAUUGUAUGUGAAGGAGACAUUGACACUAUCGUCCACAUCUCAGAAGCGCUCAAAAAUAAACUUCCUGUAAUCAUAAUGAAGGGGUCGGGAAAAGCAGCAGACCUGGUUUUUGACUUUCUAGAAAACGAACGACAACUGAAAAAAAAGGCCAGCGUCUUAUUUGGCAUCCGAUUUGAUGAUAAGAAAUAUAGUGAACUAAAAGCACAUCUAGACACUAUCGAUGAAAACAGAGAUUUGGUCGGAGUAUUUGACCUUGACCAAGAUGACCCACUAAUGUUGUCAAAUAUUGUGGGGGAGGCUGUGGUCAGUUGUUGGUCGAUGGAGAAUAUUCUCCAAAGAAACAACGCUAAUGGUUUGGAGUUCGCAAAUUCACAUAACCUGCGCCCUAAAACGGCAAUUCCUGACUCUCAAACGAACGGAACCACGAUAAAAGGGUCUUCGCUAGCCUGGAAACUUCUGCGAAGAAACUCUGUCAACCCCGAAAAAAAGAUUAUAUAUCAGAUUUUAGGAGGAUUCAAAUUGGAAUCCAGACCUUACGUGUUGAAUCCGAAAAUCUCCACUCCCACGUCGCUUCCAUUGUAUUUCUAUUUCGGAUAUCAGCUUCUGCAAGAAUCAGAUCUUUUGGAGGAAUGUGGACCUGUGCUUCUUUUGGAAGCAUUGAAAGCAAACCGAUGUGAUUACGUUAGAGUUUUACUGGACCAGAGGGUAAAAUUUGAUCCAAAAAAUUUACCAGAGUUGUAUGAGCAGACAGUGUCAUGCAAAGACUGUAAAUUUAAAUCAGAAGAUUGUCUGCAUAUGCAGUGGAUAUUGAAGCAAAUCGAAGAGAAACACGCAAAAAGAAUGUGUCACAAGUAUAGGUCUAAAGUCAUGAAAAUGAACAGUAAGAAAGUGGGAGAACAGCAGAAAUAUAUAGAAGAAAAGAUAGAAGAACUUCACCUGCCUGUGGCAAAAUCAGCUGAAGCACUAUGUCGAGAAAUCUUACGAUACGAAGAAUUCGCAAAAGACUCAUCCACAGAGGACGAUAAUAUUUCUCUCAUUUUACUUUGGGCCAUUUUUGCAAAUCGAAAGGAAUUGGCUGAAAUUUAUUGGCUGAGAGGAAAAAACCAUCUAUUGACUGGAUUAGUGUGUUCGGCUAUUCUCAAAAAGCUAUCAAAGAAAGCGAACAAUGUCAAAGAACAAGUAUUGUCGAAUGACUUGGAGGAACAUUCAAAAUUGUUUGAACAACGGUGCCUUGGUAUUAUGGAUAGAAUGUACGAUGAAAACGCAGAACAAGCCAUUGAUUUGAUGGACACAGAGGCAGACAUUUGGGGGAUUCACUCUUGUCCUCUCACCUUUGCUUACGAAAAUUUUAUGUACGAUGUAGUAGCUCAUACGUGUUCUCAGAAGAAUAUGAACAGACAGUGGUAUAACAAUUUGGCCCCUGACUUGAAACCUUUCUUGAAGUCUGCAAUCAGAAAGCCUCGCAUGUUCCUUUCGGCACCAUUAACAAAGUAUAUGUUUAAUUAUGUGAUGUUUUUCAUAAUGCUCGUGAUUUAUAGCUCAUUUGUACUCACAAGCAUUAGCACCAAAUAUUACGAGAAGAAUAUUGGCAAGUUGUUUGAGUACAUUGUAUAUGCAUGGGGCGCUGGGGAUUUCUCUGAAAAACUCAUCAGCUGUUUUGGUUUUCUGGAAGAGAGAGGUCGUUCUCACAGAAGUAAAUGGUCACGUGCGAAAAGAUACCUGUACGACUUCUGGAAUGUGGUGGAUCUACUGUCCUAUUUCUUACUUAUAGCAGCGGUCCUUGUCUAUUACCUUGAAAUAACAGAUACGUACAUUGUCUCCAGACGAAUGUUUGGCCUUUCUCUUCUAGUUAUGUACUUGAGGUUUCUGGAAGUGUUUCUUGUCUUUAGAAAACUUGGACCUACACUGCUUAUGAUUAAGGAAAUGCUGAAGGAUCUACUCGGUUUCCUAUCCAUUGCUGUCUUUGUGGUACUAGGAGUUGGAAUCUAUUACCAUGCAAACCUCUGGCCAGACCACCAGACAAUAUGGAGCGGUGAUUGGACCAACUGGAGGAUAUGGACCAUCAUAUACUACCCAUACUGGCAGCUCUACGCAGAGUUGAAUCUUGAUCAACUUGAUGGAAGUGACCAAUCAGAUUGCACAAACGUGACCUCUGUAUGGGAGUCUGACACGUCCAUCAAUCGAUGUCCACAAGAAGACUGGACUGUACAAGCUGUAGCGGCGAUCUAUCUGUUGUUCUCCAAUCUCCUGUUGGUCAACCUUGUUAUCGCCAUGUUCAGCUACACUUUUGAGAGGGUUCAGAAUGACUCGGAGAAGCUAUGGCGUUUUGAGAGAUACACCGUGAUCAAUGACUACAAAUGGCGAAUACCGUCUCCAUUUAACCUGUUUUUCAUGCCUUACCGAUGCUUCUGUUUACCGGAAAGAAAGGGUUGUUGCCUACAAAAGUGCAGAGAGAUUUGCUGUAAGGAUGCAGUGAAAAAAGAAAACAAAAUCAAAGCAGACAAUGAAGCAUAUCAAAGAAAUUUUCAAAGAAUUACAGCACUAAAAAUAAACAACAAAAUAUAAGGAAUGAACAUAUGUUAAAUAAGCUUCUGUAAUGAUUUUUGAGGAACAGCAAAAAUAACAAGUUGAUGUAAGCUAUGCUAUGUUUGAAAGUAAAAUAAAGAGACCAGUAUCCAGUGUGUUAAAAUAUAUUUUUAAUUUCAAAGUGCUUAUCUCUGUUUUGUUUUACUGAUGUUUGUCUUUCAUAUGAAAUAGUAUU
Messenger RNA from Magallana angulata, 3420 nucleotides. Its product is annotated as transient receptor potential cation channel subfamily M member-like 2. Gene Ontology annotation, cellular component: membrane. The coding region runs from base 162 to 3224 and encodes 1020 amino acids. Lineage: Eukaryota; Metazoa; Mollusca; Bivalvia; Ostreida; Ostreidae. The transcript is spliced from 21 exons. Gene Ontology annotation, molecular function: ligand-gated calcium channel activity. Gene Ontology annotation, biological process: calcium ion transmembrane transport. The record is from RefSeq and is a predicted model, not a curated record.